AUGCACCCUUUUCACCUCCCCUCUCAAAAUGAGAAGUUGGCACCUCUGCCCUCAAGAGGCUCAUAGUCUAGGGACCCAUUCGCAGUCAACAUCCGAAGUCACAUAAAUGCGGAGAAAAAAGGAGAAGCAGUGGACCGAGGAAGAUGUGAAAAAAAGGAAUAUGAAACUGGAAUUUGUGGAGAAGAACUAUAAUAGUUUCAUCCUGCAGAGUCUCAACAAGCAGAGAAAAAGGAGGGAAUUCUGGGACACAGUACUUAACGUAGGCCGUCACGUUUUCUUUGCCCACCGCAACGUGCUAGCUGCCGUUUCACCACUUGUGAUGGGUCUGGUCUUAUGCAAUGAAAUGAAAGCUAGAGAUGAGCUCCUCAUCACUAUCGAUGCUGGCUACCUAAGCCCUUCUACUGUGGAACGGAUACUAGACUAUUUCUACAGUGGGAAAGUGGUCAUUUCCGAAGAAAGUGUGGAGGAGAUGUUGAGGGGUGCCCAAUACUUCAACAUACUACGCCUGAAAGUCCACUGCUCCGAUUUCCUCGUAAGGACCCUGACGAAAACCAACUGCCUGCAUUACCUAAUCUUGGCCGAGGCUUUUCAUCUGAGUGAGGUCAUCGACAGCGCCUUUGUGAACAUCCGGGACAACUUCUACUACUGGGCUGGCUCGGAAGCAUCGGGGAAUUUCCUGUGCUGCCCCGCCUUCGUGUUUGGGAGGCUACUCAAAGAUGAAAAUCUGCACGUACAGAACGAGGAUCAGGCCCUUGUCUCGCUGCUUCACUGGCUGCAGUUCCGAAAAGAUCGGGAGAAAUAUUUCAUGGAGUUUUUCUCCUAUAUCAACUUAAAAGGAGUCUCAGAUAAGACUCUGCUCUUUGCCAGCAACAAAAUGCUGCUGGUAGAAAACCACGUGGAACUCCAGACCCAGAUAGAGAACAUUUUGCUCGACAGGAAGCAGGAAAAACCUCAGAGCUUGCUUCAUUUCCAAAGAAAAGGUGCCUUGUUGGAUGCUGUGAUCAUUUUAGGGGGUCAGAAAGCCCAGGGCAAAUUCAACGAUGGCGUCUAUGCCUAUAUCAUUGAGGAAGAUCUAUGGCUAAAACUCACAGAAAUGCCAUACAGAGCAGCAGCUCUGGGGGCGACUUCUAUCGGAAAGCAUAUUUACAUCUCUGGUGGAACCACGGAGCAGAUUUCGGGCUUGAAGACUGCUUGGAGGUAUGACGUGGAUGACAACUCUUGGACUAAACUGCCCGACCUGCCCAUAGGGCUGGUAUUUCACACAAUGGUGACUUGUGGGGAUUCUGUGUACUCUGUGGGAGGAAGCAUCGCUCCGAGGAAAUAUGUUUCCAACAUUUUCCGGUAUGAUGAGAGGAAAGAAAACUGGUGCCUGGCCGGGAAAAUGAGCAUCCCCAUGGAUGGGACCGCAGUGAUAACAAGGGGUGACAAAACCAUGUAUGUUGUGACGGGCAGAUGUGUGGUAAAGGGGUUCAUUUCUCGCGUAGGGGUUGUGGAUUGUUUCGACAUCAAAACUGGGAAAGUUGUGCAGUGCAUCACCUUUCCCAUUGAGUUCAACCACAGACCCCUCCUGUCUUUACAGCAGGAUAACAUUCUGAGUGUGUACAGUCACAACCAGAGUGUGGAUAUAAACCUGCAAAAAAUUAAAGCCAGCAAGUCAAUGAGCACGGUCCCUUUGCUGCCAAACGACUGUGCUCUGGAUGUCUCCCAUGCGAUGUGUUCAGUUGGGGACAACCUGGUGUUUGUUUGUGGGGGUGUCAUUUCUGUGACAGACAGCCAGGGUAAAAAUUAUAUUAUCAAUCCAAAUGCCUACCUGUUGGACCAGAAGAAGAAAGAAUGGAAGAUUCUCGCUCCACCUCCCGAAGCUCUGGAUUGUCCAGCAUGUUGCUCAGCCAAGCUGCCCUGCAAACUUCUUCAUAAGACCGAGGAUACCCCAGAGGAAAACUGAAGACACUUCUGUUUGGGGUUUUUCACAAAGAUUAAAAGGUGCCUUGAUAAGUCCUUCACUGUGCUCCACCGUCACUGGCAAAUGGAUAGAUGCCUUUCCUAGAAGAGUGAAUUAAAAUCUGAGCAGGGUAACUCCUCUUUUUGGCAUGUUUCU
Messenger RNA from Tachyglossus aculeatus (Australian echidna), 2098 nucleotides. It is a transcript of the gene CCIN, whose product is annotated as calicin. Gene Ontology annotation, molecular function: protein binding. Bases 107 to 1945 code for a protein of 612 amino acids. The record is from RefSeq and is a predicted model, not a curated record. The transcript has 2 exons. Lineage: Eukaryota; Metazoa; Chordata; Mammalia; Monotremata; Tachyglossidae.